Molecule: messenger RNA, 735 nt
Organism: Symbiodinium necroappetens
Lineage: Eukaryota; Dinophyceae; Suessiales; Symbiodiniaceae
Source: the annotation of a GenBank genome assembly
AUGACGUUCCAGCCCAACGACCCCGGAAUGAGCGACCUGUUCACCGUCCGCACCCUGCUGCCGGACCCGCUGCCGGCGGAGCCCUUCGCGAUGCUGAACGCCUGGAUGAGCGAGGCCCGGGCCGAGGCCCGCCAGCCGAACACCAACGCGAUGACCCUGUGCACGAUCGACGCCGACGGCACGCCCAGCGCCCGCGUCGUGCUCUGCCGGGGCGUGGACGAGGGGCGCGGGGUGCUCACGUUCUACACCAACCGCACGAGCCGCAAGGGCCGGGCGAUGGCGUCGAACCCGCGCGUCGCGCUGGUCUUCCACUGGGACCACUUCGACCGCCAGAUUCGCGUCGAGGGGCGCGUCGUCGAGGCGUCCGACGCGACGUCCGACGCGUACUUCGAAUCGCGCAGCUUCGCGAAACGCCUCGGCGCGUGGUCGAGCGACCAGUCGGCGCCGAUCGAGUCGCGGAGCGAGCUCAUCGGCAAGAUCGAGAAGGUGUGCGAGCGCUUCGGCGUCGACCCGAAGAACCCGCCGAGCGAGGAGGCGAGCCGGGGCGUGAUCCCCCGCCCGCCGCACUGGGGCGGGUACCACGUCUUCGCGCAGGCGGUGGAGAUCUGGGCGGGCGAGGGCGGCCGCAUCCACGACCGCGCGGUGUGGCGACGGAGCCUCACGCCGAAGCAGAACGCGGAUCCGAUGCAGGCGUUCGACGCCGGCGCGUGGAGCGCGACGCGGCUCCAGCCAUAA